Messenger RNA from Solanum verrucosum, 1230 nucleotides. Its product is annotated as mitochondrial uncoupling protein 5-like. Lineage: Eukaryota; Viridiplantae; Streptophyta; Magnoliopsida; Solanales; Solanaceae. Gene Ontology annotation, molecular function: thiosulfate transmembrane transporter activity; sulfate transmembrane transporter activity; oxaloacetate transmembrane transporter activity. Gene Ontology annotation, biological process: malate transmembrane transport; mitochondrial transport; phosphate ion transmembrane transport. The coding region runs from base 261 to 1214 and encodes 317 amino acids. Gene Ontology annotation, cellular component: mitochondrial membrane. The transcript has a single exon. The record is from RefSeq and is a predicted model, not a curated record.
CUUCUUUCUCUCACCCAACCAAAUUCAUUUCUCUCUAGCAUAUGUCUCAGAGAUCCAAUAUCCCACACUUUGCAUCUAUAGCAUUUUCCAUUCACUCUCAUCUCCUGGUUUCUAGUGAAUUAUCCUCUAAUUUCAAUUGGUCAUAAUAUUUCCUUAUAACUCAUUUUUUUUUAAAAAAAAAUCAAGAUCUUGAUCCCCUUUACAUAUUUUUUUUCAUUUUUCAUCAAUUUUUUUUUUGUUUGGAGUAGAUCUUGAUUAAUAUGGGUGUUAAAGGUUUUGUUGAAGGAGGCAUUGCUUCUAUUAUUGCUGGAUGUAGUACACAUCCACUUGAUCUCAUCAAGGUACGUAUGCAGCUUCAGGGCGAAGCAUCUGCAUCUACUCAGAUGCAGACGCUUCGCCCUGCUCUUGCUUUUCAUCCUCCCAAUAAUACAACUAAUGCCCAUGUCCCAGUUGCUCCUCGUGUGGGGCCCGUUGCCGUCGGUGUACGGAUCGUCCAGCAAGAAGGCGUCGCCGCCCUUUUUUCCGGCAUAUCCGCCACCGUCCUCCGGCAGACCCUUUAUUCGACGACCCGAAUGGGAUUAUACGAUAUGUUGAAGAAAAAAUGGACCGACCCGAAUACGAAAAACAUGCCUUUGGGGAAAAAAAUUGUCGCCGGACUGAUCGCCGGCGGAAUUGGGGCCGCCGUCGGCAACCCUGCUGACGUGGCAAUGGUACGGAUGCAAGCCGACGGUCGGUUACCCGCCGCGCAGCGGCGGAAUUACAAGAGCGUGGUGGAUGCAAUAACCCAAAUGAGCAAAAACGAGGGCGUUACUAGCCUGUGGCGCGGCUCAUCCCUUACUGUGAACCGCGCCAUGCUGGUGACGGCCUCGCAGCUUGCGUCUUACGAUGAGUUUAAGGAAAUGAUUUUAGCGAAAGGUUUGAUGAAAGAUGGACUCGGGACCCACGUGACGGCGAGUUUUGCCGCAGGUUUUGUGGCGGCGGUGGUGACGAAUCCGGUGGAUGUGAUCAAGACUCGGGUUAUGAACAUGAAGGUGGAGCCUGGAGCGGCUCCACCUUACAAUGGUGCACUUGAUUGUGCAAUGAAGACAAUUAAAGCUGAGGGGCCAAUGGCCUUGUAUAAAGGAUUUAUUCCUACAAUUUCAAGGCAAGGACCAUUUACUAUUGUGCUCUUUGUUACAUUGGAACAAGUCCGAAAAUUACUUAAGGACUUUUAAUUAAUUAAUUGAUGAU